GGCCUCCCGGAGCUGGGCAAGAAGCCAGGCAAGGGCAGAGCCAAUCCCGCAGGUGCCACGGAGUUGGCAGGUGGGAGGGGCCCACCCAGGUGAUCUGGGAGUGAGGGGCCCAGAGGGUGGCUGCUCCUGCCCCAGCUCCGAGGACCACAGGCUGUCAGGGAAACAGACCCUCCCCUUUGAACAAGUCUGGGCCAGGAGAAAAGGGUGGAGAUGGUGGAGACAGUUUCCUGACCUCUUGCCCCCAGAGGAGGUCACCAAGUAGAGAAAGACAAUCGGUUCCCCUCCUCGCUCCUAGUUCGGCUGCCUGCAUGCAGGCACGAGCCCAGGGGACAUGGAAGGAACCUCCCUGCUCGCAGGGGCCCGCAGUCCAGCAGGGGCUGCCCAGGCGGCCAUGGGGUCACAAAGCGACCAGGCCUCACCUCUCCCUGGGUAUUCCAGCUUCUCGGUGGACCUGGGCUUGGUCCUGGCUACCACUUACCCGCCUGUGACAUGCGAGGAAAUCCCACGUGCCUUCUUCCUCCUUGGAGUUUUGGAAAACAGUGGAGACAGUGGUGGGCUGCGGCUCAGGAAGGCCGCUGUGCCGUGCCAGGCUGCGGUGGCAGAGGGCGCAGGCUCCGCCACACACUGCUGGCGCCUGCUCCCCGCGCGGGGCAUCGGAAUGUCCCGGGUAGCGGAAAAGGCUGAUGCGGGGCGGGCUGUUUUGCAGAGCUUCGGCAGCCCCAACAAGAAGCACGUGGGCGUGAUCCUGCAGCGGGGCACACUGGUCCUGCUCCUCUGUUGCUUCCCCUGCUGGGCGCUCUUCCUCAACACCCAGCACAUCCUGCUGCUCUUCAGGCAGGACCCAGAAGUGUCCAGGUUGACCCAGGACUACGUAAUGAUUUUCAUCCCAGGACUUCCAGUGAUUUUUCUUUACAAUCUGCUGGCAAAAUAUUUGCAAAAUCAGAAGAUCACGUGGCCCCAAGUCCUCAGUGGUGUGGUGGGCAACUGUGUGAACGGGAUGGGCAACUACACCCUGGUCUCUGUGCUGGGCCUGGGGAUCAGAGGCUCUGCCUAUGCCAACAUCAUCUCCCAGUUCGCACAGACCGUCUUCCUCCUUCUCUACAUCAUGCUGAAGAAGCUGCACCUGGAGACGUGGGCAGGUUGGUCCAGCCAGUGCCUGCAGGACUGGGGCCCCUUUUUCUCCCUGGCUGUCCCCAGCAUGCUCAUGAUCUGCAUUGAGUGGUGGGCCUACGAGAUCGGGAGCUUCCUCAUGGGGUCUGGGUGUCUGGGCUGCAGGCUGGGCUCACGGCGAGCCUCUCCUCCAGGCCUGCUCAGCGUGGAGGACCUCUCCGCCCAGGCUGUCAUCUAUGAGGUGGCCACCGUGACCUACAUGAUUCCCUUGGGGCUCAGCAUCGGGGUGUGUGUCCGAGUGGGGAUGGCUCUGGGGGCUGCGGACACUGUGCAGGCCAAACGCUCGGCUGUCUCAGGUGUGCUUCUCAUAGUUGGCAUCUCCCUGGUCCUGGGCACCCUCAUAGGCAUCCUGAAAAAUCAGCUGGGGCACAUUUUUACCAAUGAUGAAGAUGUCAUCGCCCUGGUGGGCCAGGUCUUGCCGGUUUAUAGCGUCUUUCACUUGUUUGAGGCCGUCUGUUGUGUCUACGGCGGAGUCCUGAGAGGAACUGGGAAGCAGGCCUUUGGUGCCGCUGUGAAUGCCAUCACGUAUUAUGUCAUCGGCCUACCACUGGGCAUCCUUCUGACCUUUGUGGUCAGAAUGAGAAUCAUGGGCCUCUGGCUGGGCAUGCUGGCCUGUGUCUCCCUGGCAACUGCUGCCUUUGUUGUGUAUACUGCGCGGCUGGACUGGAAGCUUGCUGCGGAGGAAGCUAAGAAACACUCAGGUCAGCAGCAGCAGCAAAGAGCAGAGAGCACUGCAACCAGACCUGGGCCUGAGAAAGCAGUCCUAUCUUCAGUGGCUACUGGGAGUUCCCCUGGCAUUACCCUGACAACGUAUUCAAGGUCUGAGUGCCAUGUGGACCUCUUCAGGACUCCAGAGGAGGCCCAUACCCUUUCAGAUCCUACCAGCAGACUGUCAGUGAAACAGCUGGUCAUCCGCCGUGGGGCUGCUCUGGGGGCGGCGUCAGCCACACUGCUGGUGGGGCUCGCAGUCAGAAUCCUGACCACCAAGCACUAGCAAUGAAGCUCAGAAACAGAAAGCCAGGAGUGGCCAUUCCCAGUACCCAAACACACCAUGGUCUGCCCUGCAGAAGUGCCAAUGGGGUCCAGGGCAGGUGGACACUUUGAACCACUCCUCAGAAAAAGAACUUUGGCUGAUUCCUUGCGGUGACAUUCAGAGGGGUCUGAACAGAGCAGACUGGCCAUUCUGUUCUGGUUAAACUGGAGUUUUCUUCUCUGACCUGGAUUGCUCUAUAGAAGACAUCAGCCAAAUGCAUGAAUCAGAGUCCAGGGAUUGCCACUAUUAUGAAUAAUGUAAAUGGCUUCAAGUGAGAGACUGCAGAUAAAAUAACAAAACCACUAUUACAUUAAAGAUUACACAUUUCCUAGGCACAGCCUGCUACUCAAACCUGUCAUAAAGCCUCUGUGAAGCUCGGAGAAGGGGGCCAGUGGGCCCUGUCCAGGCAACCCCUGUAGGCCCCUAGCAGACAUAGGUGCUGUGAGACCCUGACCAGGGCGGCUGACUGUCCAUACACCCUUCUUCCCCUUUUCUCCAGUUCUUUCAUUCCAUCGCCAUUUUCACUUAUUAAAGGCUUUGAGAAAUG
This is a messenger RNA of Saimiri boliviensis boliviensis (Bolivian squirrel monkey), 2750 nucleotides long. NCBI's taxonomy places the organism in Eukaryota, Metazoa, Chordata, Mammalia, Primates, Cebidae. The record is from RefSeq and is a predicted model, not a curated record.